CGCGAAUUGAAAAAAAAGUGCUUGCCGUUUCUAUUGCGCGAGCGAGAAGUGGACAGUUUUGCGGCACACGAAACCUCUGCCGAACGAAGGAACCGGAUUGUCGCGCGACACUGACCACCUGAAAAAGCAUUCCGCCAACCAGUGCGCCACCCUAGUGGGGAAAACGGAAGGAUCUAACUAGCGAGCUGCCCGUACCAGCAUUCUACCAACACCAUGCAGUCCAACAUUCGCUCUUUGGUGAACGUUGCCGUCAAGGGCAACGCAAGCCUUCGAAAUCAUGGCGCAGUGCUGGGAGCGCUCUACGGCCGAUACUACUCGACGACACACGAUGCCGACCUGGUGGUUAUCGGUUCCGGACCGGGUGGAUAUGUUGCUUCCAUCAAAGCCGCACAGCUCGGUAUGAAGACCGUGUGCAUCGAAAAGAAUGACACACUCGGCGGAACCUGCCUGAACGUGGGCUGCAUCCCCUCGAAAGCCCUGCUAAACAAUUCGCACUACUACCACAUGGCCCACUCGGGCGAUCUUGCCUCGCGCGGUAUUCUCGUCGAAAAUGUGCGUCUCGAUCUGAGCAAACUGAUGGACCAGAAGUCGAAAGCGGUCAAAUCGCUUACCGGCGGCAUUGCGCAGCUCUUCAAGAAGAACAAGGUGACACACAUCAACGGUUUCGGAACGAUCACCGGCCCGAACACGGUGGUCGCUAAGAAGGCUGACGGUGGUGAGGAAACCGUCAACACGAAGAACAUUCUGAUCGCAACCGGCUCGGAAGUGACCCCAUUCCCGGGCAUUGAAGUGGACGAGGAAACGAUCGUGUCCUCGACGGGUGCGCUGAAGCUGAAGGAAGUGCCACGACGACUGGGCCUCAUCGGUGCCGGCGUCAUUGGGCUGGAGCUGGGUUCGGUUUGGGGCCGGCUCGGUGCGGAAGUGACCGCAAUCGAAUUUCUCACCACGAUCGGCGGUGUCGGCAUCGAUCAGGAGGUGUCGAAGAACUUCCAGAAGAUUCUCACCAAGCAGGGCAUGAAGUUUAUGCUCGGCACGAAGGUGAUCAGUGCGUCGAAGGCUGGCAGCGGUGUUACCGUGACGGUCGAGAACGUAAAGGAUGGUUCGCAGCAGAAUCUGGAGUUUGAUGUGCUGCUGGUGUGUGUUGGCCGUCGGCCGUACACGGAGGGACUUGGGCUGGAGAACGUUGGUAUUGUGAAGGAUGACCGAGGCCGGGUGCCGGUUAACAGCCAGUUCCAGACGAUCGUGCCGAGCGUGUACGCGAUCGGUGAUUGUAUCCAUGGUCCGAUGUUGGCGCAUAAGGCAGAAGACGAGGGUAUUGUGGCGGUGGAAGGUAUGCUCGGUGGACACUUGCACAUCGACUACAACUGUGUGCCGAGCGUGGUGUACACGCAUCCGGAGGUGGCCUGGGUGGGCAAGAACGAGGAGGAACUGAAGGCGGAAGGUGUCGCGUAUAACGUCGGCAAGUUCCCGUUCGCGGCAAACUCGCGUGCCAAGACGAACAACGAUACCGAUGGGUUCGUGAAAGUGUUGGCCGAUAAGCAGACGGAUCGUGUGCUUGGUGUGCAUAUCAUUGGACCGGCCGCUGGUGAACUGAUCAACGAGUCUGUCCUCGCCAUGGAAUACGGUGCGUCGGCGGAGGAUGUUGCUCGCGUUUGCCACGCUCACCCGACCUGUGCGGAAGCCCUCCGAGAGGCACAUACGGCCGCCAGCUUCGGCAAGCCGAUUAACUUUUAAUUUGUAAAAAAAAGAAAGCAUAACACAACCACUACCAACCAACCAGCACCACCAUCAAGACCAGUUUGAUGAAGCAAAUCAGCAAAGCGUGUAUGUGUGCGAAAUACACAUCCCCAGGAUGUCUCCGUACUGUCUGCCUGCCCGGCUCUUUUUUCGAUAAGCUACACCGCUUAGCAAAAGGGACAGGUGAGAAUAGCAAACAACCGACGAAACACACAUGCACCGUUGCUGAUGCCGACUGAAAGCCGGCAAUGGACACGAGAGAGAUUGAGCGAUGGGGGAUGAUAGAAGAAGCAGCGAUACGAAGCAAUUUUUUAACCUCCACGGGGGAAAUCCUUACAAUCCCUUGUAAGUUGUGAAACGCGCCAGAGAGAGAGAGGGAGAGAGAUAUAGAUAAAUCAUAACUUGAUGAAUAGGCCAUUCUCACGUCUCCGUUCCGCGUGCGAUCAGCUUCCUUGAUUGCUAACGGGCAGAGGCAUGAAAAUGGGCCGCUAGCGUUUUUUUGAAUCUGGAAACCACAUUGGAUUAGUAUCUUUUUCGCUGUUGCAAACAGUGCAGUAUAACAAAAUACAAAGGCGAAUAAAAUGGAACCGAAAAGCAAGAUUAUUUAUUAGCUGAUAA
Anopheles stephensi (Asian malaria mosquito) is the source of this 2355-nucleotide messenger RNA. RefSeq names its product dihydrolipoyl dehydrogenase, mitochondrial. The transcript has 4 exons. Gene Ontology annotation, molecular function: dihydrolipoyl dehydrogenase (NADH) activity; flavin adenine dinucleotide binding. The record is from RefSeq and is a predicted model, not a curated record. Gene Ontology annotation, cellular component: oxoglutarate dehydrogenase complex; mitochondrion. The coding region runs from base 214 to 1734 and encodes 506 amino acids. Lineage: Eukaryota; Metazoa; Arthropoda; Insecta; Diptera; Culicidae.